AUGGCUCAUAGUCGCAAACACCAACAGCCCCAAUACACUUCCUAUCAUACGCCUCGCUCACAAUACCCAUUGCCGACCUCUGUCGCACCGGCCAUGAGCUACUCCUCGUCAACGGACAGCAACAGUUCCACGAGGACGGCAUCAAGCAUGAUCUCAACGAGUAGCGGACAUCAGCAACAAACGGCAUAUUACAGCUCUCAUUAUCCCACAACGUCGGCUGGUUUCACAGACCCAAUCUAUCAACAACAACAACAACAACAACAACAACAACAACGGCAGGCAUCCGCUAGCUACACGACUAGCCCGGAGUAUGUACUGGUCACAGAGGAGGCUGCAACGACACCGUCAAGGCCAGCAAGGGCUGCGGGUCUAGAAAGAUCCGGCAGCAGAUACGUCUGCAUGUUCCCGCGCUGCGAAAGCAGUUUCAGUCGCUCCGCAGAUCUCAGCCGCCACUACCCCACCGUCCACUUCCCGGACUCUGUCAGACUCGACUGCCCCAAGCCCAGAUGCUCGCGAAAGGGUGAGCAGGGCUUCACGCGCCAGGACCAUCUCAACGAGCAUCUGCGCCAGUACCACAAGGAGCCCGUCACUAAGCGGAGAUCUUCGAAAUCUUCCUCGCAGCGCCCGGAGACAUAUCGCUAG
Messenger RNA from Blastomyces gilchristii SLH14081, 642 nucleotides. RefSeq lists its product as uncharacterized. The transcript is spliced from 3 exons. NCBI's taxonomy places the organism in Eukaryota, Fungi, Ascomycota, Eurotiomycetes, Onygenales, Ajellomycetaceae. The record is from RefSeq and is a predicted model, not a curated record. The coding region runs from base 1 to 642 and encodes 213 amino acids.